Messenger RNA from Brugia malayi, 2979 nucleotides. RefSeq lists its product as uncharacterized. The record is from RefSeq and is a predicted model, not a curated record. Gene Ontology annotation, molecular function: actin filament binding. NCBI's taxonomy places the organism in Eukaryota, Metazoa, Nematoda, Chromadorea, Rhabditida, Onchocercidae. The transcript has 10 exons. Gene Ontology annotation, biological process: cell adhesion. Bases 1 to 2979 code for a protein of 992 amino acids.
AUGCCCGUGUUUCAUACCAAAACCAUUGAAGGCAUUUUGGAACCUGUGGCACAACAGGUAUCACGUUUGGUAAUUCUUCAUGAAGAAGCCGAAGAUGGAAACGCAGUGCCAGAUCUUACUCGACCCGUUGGUGCAGUAUCUCGAGCGGUUGACAAUCUCAUCAAGGUUGGCUAUGAUACAUGUCAUUCGUCGGAUGAUAGAAUUUUGCAAGCAGAUAUGCCACCAGCUUUGCAAAGAGUAGAAGCUAGCUCUCGUUUGCUGGAGGAUGCCUGUCAUAUGCUCAGAGCGGAUCCAUAUUCUAGCAUUGCAAGAAAAAAGUUGAUCGAAGGAGCUAGAGGCAUUCUUCAAGGCACAUCUGCUUUACUGCUGUGCUUUGAUGAGUCCGAAGUACGAAAGAUUAUUCGUGGUUGUCGUAAAGUUCUUGACUAUUUGGCUGUCGCCGAAGUAAUUGAGAGCAUGGAUGAUCUGGCACAAUUCGUUAAAGAUAUCAGUCCUUGGUUGACUCGAGUUUCACGAAACAUUGAUGCAAGAGAGAAAGAGCUGACGCAUCAAGUACAUCGCGAAAUAUUGCUAAGAUGUAUGGAUACUGUGAAAACCCUCUCACCAAUCAUGAUUUGUGCAAUGAAGAUAUUCAUUCAAAUCACCGAAGAGUCGCAAAGGGGGCAGCAGGAAGCAGCAGAAAACCGGAAUUAUUUGGCGCAAAGAAUGACAGACGAGAUGAAUGAAAUAAUCCGCGUAUUGCAGUUAACGACAUACGAUGAAGAUGAAUGGGACAGCGAUAAUGUUACUGUUAUGAGAAAGGCUCUUAGUGCCGCACAAAGCCUGCUUACCUCAGCUUUGGAUUGGCUUGCUGAUUCACGUGGUCGCGCUGGUGCUACUGGCGAAAAAGCAAUACGACGUAUUGUAGAUUAUUCUGAGAGAAUUGCUGCACGAGCACUACCAGAAGAUGCUCGCCUCAUUAGGCGUACAGUGAGUGACAUCACUUCGAUGACUGAUUCACUUUGUGAAUUGCGUAACCAAGGUGGUGACAGCCAAGGUUUAGCCAGUGGAUGUGCAAACAGACUGAAGGAACUUGUUGGUACGAAAGAAAUCAGUGGUAUUUUACCUAGCGCACUUACGAACACGCAACGCACUGGUGGUACGCAUCCUGCACACACUGUUACAGGACGCCUUGAGCAGGCACUCAGAUGGAUGGAUAAUCCGGGAGUUGACGAUAAUGGCUUAGGUUUGCAAGCAGUAAAAGCAAUGACAAGUGAAGCGCGUAAUCUCAGCGAUUUACUGCCACCUGCAGAACGUGCUAAGUUGCUUGAUCUCUGUGUAGAGAUCGAUCGGCUUGCGGAUCAGUUGGCUGAUUUGGAACAUCGCGGUCUUGGAAAUUCUCCAGCAGCGCAUGCUAUACGCAAUCAGUUACGUAAUAAAUUGCGCGAAUUAGUAGACAUCAUGAAGAAAGUAAUCACUGAUCGAGUCGUUGAAGACUUUGCUGAUAUUAGUACACCUCUGAAGCAGUUUGUUGAUGCUGUCUAUGCAUCACCAACGAUAGUUAAUCGUGAAUUGAGCUUUGAAGAAAAAGCGCAUAACCUGGAUGAUCAUAGCUCCAGAUGUGCAAAUACAGCACUUCUUGUUGCGAAAUGUGGUCCAUGCAAGAAUAAAAAGACUGUUGAAGCUAUUAUUGAGGCAGCAAAUCAGGUUAAUGCAAUGACACCACAAGUGAUCAAAGCAGGAAAAAUACGCUUGCACAACGACAGCGAUUCGGCCAAUCAGCAUUUCGAUAAUUUACGACGUGAAUAUACGGACGUUCUGAAUAGACUUCGUUCUCAUGUUGAUGAUGCUAUCGACACUAGUGAUUUCAUUCGUGCUAGUGAACAGGCAAUGCGACAGUAUACAGUGUAUUGUGAGAAUGCAAUUCGAAAUAAUGAACCGCAACAAAUGGUAGACAAUACAUCGCAAAUAGCACGGUUUGGGAAUCGUGUCCUCAUGACAGCCAAAAAUGAAGCCGAUAAUUCAGAAGAACCAAGUUUCGUACACAGAGUGAACAAUGCAGCUCAACAACUCCAUUCUGCGAUUCCUCCAAUGGUGAAUCAGGCAAAACAGGUAGCGUUGAAUCCUCGUCAUGGUGGUAAUGCACAGAGUUGGCGUGAUGCAAAUGAGCACUUAUUAUCGGCUGUAAGACAAGUGGGUGAUGCAAUAACAGGUGCGGGGGGUUCACGACCACCCAGUCAAAACCUGCUGGUUGAGUCGGUACCACCGAAAGCACCUACCAGCCCAAUAGUUCACGAUCGAGUAUACAUAAGAGAAGAUAUACCGACACCACCAAGACCGCCACCACCAGUGGAAAUCAGUCCACCACCCCGUCCACCACCUCCACCAGAGACAGAUGAUGAAGAAGAAACACGUGCUUUCUGGGAAAGAUAUCCACUACCCGGAGCAUCUAGCCAACCAAUUUUGAAUGCCGCUCAUAAUUUGCAUCAAGAAUUGCGUCAGUGGUCAAGCCAAGAAAAUGAAAUUGUUGCGGCGGCAAAACGUAUGGCUAUUUUAAUGGCAAGGUUGAGCCAGCUUGUGCGCGGUGAAGGAGGAACCAAAAAAGACCUCAUUGACUGCGCUAAAGCUAUUGCGGAUUCCAGCGAAGAAGUUACGAGACUUGCCGUCCAACUUGCUCGCCAAUGCACUGAUAUUAAGAUGAGAAUGACAUUGUUGCAAGUGUGUGAACGGAUUCCAACAAUAGCAACACAGCUAAAAAUCCUUUCAACUGUUAAAGCAACAAUGCUUGGAUCCCAAGCGACAAUCGGGCCCUAUGGACAACCUAUUGAUGGAAGUGAAGAGGAUGAAGAAGCAAUGCAACAACUCGUGUUGAAUGCACAGAAUUUGAUGCAGUCGGUGAAAGAUACAGUGCGUGCAGCUGAAGCAGCUUCAAUUAAAAUCCGAACAAACAGCGGUUUGCGGUUGAGAUGGAUUCGUAAGCCAAUGUGGUCAAAUUUUUAA